UUCCCAGGGACCCCCUACCCCGUGAUGCUGCCCAGGCUGUGAACAGGGGAGGCGGCAACUGAGUAGGGCUGCCGGCAGCCGGGGCUUGGAGAGACAUGUGGACACGUGACCUCUAUGGCUCCCGCCUUCCAGAUCCUCCGCUGGGCCCUCGCCCUGGGGCUGGGGCUCACGUUCAAGGUCACACAUGCCUUCAGGUCUCAAGAUGACUUCCUGUCCAGCCUAGACAGUUAUGAGAUUGCCUUCCCCACGCGAGUGGACCACAACGGGGCGCUGCUGGCCUUCUCGCCCCCUGCUCCCCGGAGGCAGCGGCGGGGUGCGGGGGCCUCCGCCGAGUCCCACCUCUUUUACAAGGUGGCGGCCCCCAGCACCCACUUCGUGCUGAACCUGACCCGCAGCCCCCGCCUGCUGGCCGGCUACAUCUCCGUGGAGUACUGGACACGCGAGGGCCUGGCCUGGCAGCGGGCGGCCAAGCCCCACUGCCUGUACUCCGGCCACCUGCAGGGCCAUGCGGGCAGCUCCCAGGUGGCCGUCAGUACCUGUGGGGGCCUGCAUGGCCUGAUUGUAGCAGACCAGGAAGAAUAUUUGAUCGAGCCCCUUCAUGGGCAGGGCAAAGGAGUUCGGGGCCCAGAGGAGAGCGGCCCUCACGUGGUGUACAAGCGUUCCUCCCUGCGGCACCCUCACCUGGACACAGCCUGUGGGGUGAGAGAUGAGAAGCCGUGGAAGGGGCGCCCUUGGUGGCUGCGCACGCUGAAGCCUCCACCCGCCCGGCCUGUGGGCAAUGAGACAGAGCGGGGGGGCCAGCCGGGGCUGAAGCGCUCGGUUAACCGGGAGCGCUACGUGGAGACCCUGGUGGUAGCGGACAAAAUGAUGUUGGCAUACCAUGGGCGCCGCGACGUGGAGCAAUACGUGCUAGCCAUCAUGAACAUUGUUGCCAAACUGUUCCAGGACUCAAGUCUGGGAAGCAUCGUGAACAUUCAAGUCACGCGCCUCAUCCUGCUGACGGAGGACCAGCCCACCCUGGAGAUCACCCACCACGCCGGAAAGUCCCUGGACAGCUUCUGCAAGUGGCAGAAAUCCAUCGUGAACCGCAGUGGUCAUGGCAACGCCAUUCCCGAGAACGGCGUGGCCAACCACGACACGGCGGUGCUCAUCACGCGCUAUGACAUCUGCAUCUACAAGAACAAGCCCUGCGGCACAUUAGGCCUGGCCCCAGUGGGAGGAAUGUGUGAGCGAGAAAGAAGCUGCAGCAUCAACGAGGACAUCGGCCUAGCCACCGCCUUCACCAUCGCGCAUGAGAUCGGCCACACAUUUGGCAUGAAUCACGACGGCGUGGGCAACAGCUGUGGGGCCCGAGGCCAGGACCCCGCGAAGCUCAUGGCCGCUCACAUCACCAUGAAGACCAACCCCUUCGUGUGGUCCUCCUGCAGCAGGGACUAUAUAACCAGCUUCCUGGACUCGGGCCUGGGGCUCUGCCUGAAUAACCGGCCCCCCAGACAGGACUUCGUGUACCCGACGGUGGCACCAGGCCAGGCCUACGACGCGGACGAGCAGUGCCGCUUCCAGCAUGGCGUCAAAUCGCGUCAGUGUAAAUACGGGGAGGUCUGCAGCGAGCUGUGGUGUCUGAGCAAGAGCAACCGCUGCAUCACCAACAGCAUCCCAGCUGCCGAAGGCACCAUCUGCCAGACACGCACAAUUGACAAGGGGUGGUGCUACAAGAGGGUGUGUGUCCCCUUUGGGACCCGGCCAGAGGGUGUGGACGGAGCUUGGGGCCCGUGGUCUCCCUGGGGUGACUGUAGCCGGACCUGUGGUGGUGGAGUAUCCUCAUCUAGCCGGCACUGCGACAGCCCCAGGCCAACCAUUGGGGGAAGGUACUGUCUGGGGGAGAGGAGGCGGCACCGCUCCUGCAACACUGACGACUGUCCCCCAGGCUCCCAGGACUUUCGGGAAAUGCAGUGCUCGGAGUUUGACAGCAUCCCCUUCCGGGGCAAAUUCUACACGUGGAAGACAUAUCGGGGAGGAGGCGUGAAGGCGUGUUCGCUCACUUGUCUGGCCGAAGGCUUCAACUUCUACACGGAGCGGGCUGCCGCUGUGGUGGACGGGACCACCUGCCGCCCCGACACGGUGGACAUUUGCGUCAGCGGCGAGUGCAAGCACGUGGGCUGUGACCGAGUACUGGGCUCUGACUUGCGGGAGGACCGAUGUCGGGUGUGUGGGGGAGAUGGCAGCGCUUGUGAGACCAUCGAGGGCGUCUUCCAGCCCUCCUCUCCGGGCACCGGGUACUACGAGGAAGUGGUCUGGAUCCCCAAGGGCUCGGUGCAUGUCUUCAUCCAGGACCUGAAUCUGUCCCUCAGCCAUCUGGCCCUGAAGGGAGACCAGGAAUCCCUGCUGCUCGAGGGGCUACCGGGGACCCCCCAACCGCACCGCCUGCCCUUGGCUGGCACCACCUUUCAGCUGAGACAAGGGCCAGACCAGGCGCAGAACCUAGAAGCCCUGGGACCCCUUAACGCUUCUCUGAUCGUCAUGGUAAGAUCGGGGUGGUCGCCAGCGUCCGGGGGUGGAGCCAGAGGCACCCCAAUACACCCCCCAACACACACCCCCUUCCAGGUGCUGGCCCAGAGGGAGCUUCCUCCCCUGCGCUAUCGUUUCAACGCCCCCAUCUCCCGUGACUCGCUGCCGCCCUAUGCCUGGCACUACGCGCCCUGGACCAAGUGCUCGGCCCAGUGUGCGGGCGGCAGCCAGGUGCAGGCGGUGGAGUGUCGCAAUCAGCUGGACAGCUCGGCCGUGGCCCCCCACCACUGCAGCGGGCACAGCAAGUUGCCCAAGAGGCAGCGGGCCUGCAACACGGAACCCUGCCCGCCGGACUGGGUGGUGGGCAACUGGUCGCGCUGCAGCCGCAGCUGUGAUGCAGGUGUGCGCAGCCGUUCAGUCCUGUGCCAGCGCCGCCUGUCCGCUUCGGAGGAGAAGACCCUGGACGACAGCGCGUGCCCACAGCCGCGCCCCCCGGUGCUGGAGGCCUGCCAGGGCCCCGUCUGCCCCCCGGAGUGGGCCGCCCUCGAGUGGUCAGAGUGCACCCCCAGCUGCGGGCCGGGCCUGCGUCACCGCGUGGUCCUGUGCAAGAGCGCCGAUCACCGGGCCACCUUGCCCCCUGCGCACUGCCCACCCGCGGCCAAGCCCCCCACCACCCUGCGCUGCAACUUACGCCGCUGUCCCCCCGCGCGCUGGAUGGCCAGCGAGUGGGGCGAGUGCUCCGGGCCAUGCGGCCUAGGGCAGCAGCAACGCACCGUGCGCUGCACCAGCCACACCGGCCAGCUCUCCACUGAGUGCACCGAGGCCCUGAGGCCGCCGGCCACGCAGCAGUGCGAGGCCAAGUGUGAGAGCAGCGCACCCCCAGGCGACGGCCCCGAAGAAUGCAAGGACGUGAAUAAGGUCGCCUACUGCCCCCUGGUGCUCAAGUUUCAGUUCUGCAGCCGAGCCUACUUCCGCCAGAUGUGCUGUAAAACCUGCCAGGGCCGCUAAGGUGGAGCGGGGUCCCCCCCCCCCCAGGCCCCCCACUCCACUGUGGGCUGCAAGUGGAUCUGGCUGAAGGAGCCGGGAUUGAAGGGUGGGAGAGAACCGGAAGUUAUUUAUUGGGACCUUCCUGCAGACUCCUGGCUAGGGGAUGGAGAGUGGCUCUGCCUGUUCUGAGCUCCUCCUGAACCCCCCAAAAUCUUCUCCCAAAGUCAUAGUGAAGCCCCUGCCAGGAGGGAAUUGCCCAACCCCUAUGAUUGGAAUAUGUACUGUGAAGAGUGGGGUGUAGGGGUGUUUGUUCGCCAUGGGGUAGUGGUUAGCGCCACCAACACCUUCCACCUGAGCUUUCCUGUCCCCCCACCCCAGCUGCAGGGGUUGAGCAGGGCUGGGAAAACCUUUCCCAAGCUUGGGUCCUGUCUGACACACACACACGCACCCCAGGAUGGGGAGGACCCUAACAUCCAGAUGGCUUCAUCAUGGUGCUAUAUAGUCUACCCAGAGGUGCCCAGCCAUGGCAGAGAAUCUCUACAUCAAUAAAGUUCUGUCUUGUAUCCA
This is a messenger RNA of Suncus etruscus (white-toothed pygmy shrew), 4062 nucleotides long. RefSeq names its product ADAM metallopeptidase with thrombospondin type 1 motif 10 (gene ADAMTS10). The record is from RefSeq and is a predicted model, not a curated record. The transcript is spliced from 23 exons. Lineage: Eukaryota; Metazoa; Chordata; Mammalia; Eulipotyphla; Soricidae. The coding region runs from base 115 to 3516 and encodes 1133 amino acids. Gene Ontology annotation, cellular component: extracellular matrix. Gene Ontology annotation, biological process: proteolysis; extracellular matrix organization. Gene Ontology annotation, molecular function: metalloendopeptidase activity.